UCGCGCCCUUCUCAUAUCUUUAUAUUUCUAUUUCUAUACACCUGUAUUUUUCCUUUAGCAGAAAAUGGAGCAAACAGAGACGGAGGUGAAGGAGAAAGGAGUUUCUUCCUCUCAGAGCGGAGUUGUUGUGCAAGUUCGGGAGAAGAAGGGAGCUCUGCGCGCGGCCAUCCCCUACAUGCCCUUCCCUGUGGCUGUCCUCUGUCUCUUCCUCAACACCUUCAUCCCAGGCCUGGGUACAUUCAUCUCAGCCUUCACAGUGCUGUGUGGUGCCAGGACUGAUCUACCGGAUAGACAUGUGUGCUGUGUGUUCUGGCUUAACAUUGCUGCUGCCUUCAUCCAGAUUGUCACUGCUGUGGUCAUGGUGGGCUGGAUCAUGAGCAUAUUCUGGGGCAUGGACAUGGUCAUCCUUGCAAGCUACAAGGAGCAGACAUCCGCCCAGCAGUUAUGAACCCUGUCUGAGAAUAAGCUUCCUCUCACACUUCACCACUUCUGGCCACAUUCUCUGGAUAACCACCACAAAAAGAAGGGCUAAACGGCUAAGCUAGUCAGGAUUUAAGGCUGAAAAAAUAUAUACAUUCUGUAUAUAGUGUUUUGUUAUUACUAGCAGAAUCAUGCUCAUGUGUACCAAGUCUUUUCUUUAAUCUGUCUUCUUGAAGCUUAAAGUAGAUUUACAGUACAAACUGUUAGACAGCUAUUCUAGCAACACCCAGACCAGUACCGGCCCACAUACAGUAACCCUCUGCAGCGAUUGUAAGGAACCUGUCCAGUACAUACAGCUGACCAUGCCCAUAUCUCAGGGAUGUUGGGCCACUUUUGGCCUGUAGUUGAAAAUGUUUUGUUGUUGUCUUUUUCUUAAAUCCCAGAUGUUACCAGAACUGAUCCUUAUGCUACAACCUUAAUUUGACCUGCUGUCUGGGUUCAAUGCAAGCCUGACCUUAGAUAAUGUUUGAUAGUGAACUACUUCCUGUACACUACACUGCACCCAAAAGCCACUUCAUUUGGUAUGCUUUUUUUUCCAGUACUAGUUUUGACCUCUUUUGCCUCAUAACUGCCUUAAUUCUUCAUAGCAUAGAUUCAGCAAGGUGCUGGAGAAAUUCCUUAGAGAUUCUGGCCCAUAUUGACAUAAUAGCAUCACAUAGUUCCUGCAUAUUUGUCAGCUGCACAUCCACGAUGCGAAUCUCCUGUUCUACCACAUCCCAAAGAUGUGCUAUUGGAUUGAGAUCUGGUGACUGUGGAGGCUAUUUGAGUACAGUAAACUCAUUCUCAUGUUUGAAAUGACUUGUGGUCAUAAAGAAAAUGUCAUGGUCAGCGACAAUACUCAGGUAGGCUGUGACAUUCAAACAGUUCUCAGUUGGUAUACAGAGAUCCAAAAUUGCCCAAAAGAAAAUAUCCCCCACAGUAUUACCACCUGAAAUGUUGAUUUAAGGCAAGAUGGAUCCAUGCAAUAUUGUUUAUGCUAAAUUCUGACCCUACAUACCACCCUAAAAUCAAGACUUAUCAGAUGAGGCAAUGUUUUUCCAACCUUCUUUUGUCCAGUUUGAUGAGUCCAUGAGUCAUGAGUUAUAGCUUUAGUUUCCUGUUCUUAGGAGUAGUACACUGUGUGGUCUUCUGUUGCUGUAGCCCAGCUGCUGCAAGGUUCAACAUGUUUUGCAUUCAGAGAUGCUCUUCGACAUACCUCGGUUGUGACAAGAUGUUACAGUUAUUUGAGUUCCUGUUACCUUUAUAUUAGUCAAUCCAGUCUGGCCAUCCUCAUCUGACCUCUGGCAUCAACAAGGCAUUUUUGCCCAAAAAAUUGCUGCUUACUGGAUAUUUUUUCACUCUUUUUCAGACCAUUCUAUGCAAACCAUAGAGAUGGUUGCGCUUGAAAAUCCCAGUAGAUCAACAGUUUCAGAAAUACUCAGACUGAAAACUGCGUUUCUUCCUCAUCCUGAUGCUCAGUUUGAACUUCAGCAGAUUGUCUUGUCCAUGUCUACAUGACUAAAUGCGAGUUGCUGUCAUGUGAUUGAUUAGAUAUUGGCGUUAAUGAGCAAUUGAACAUUUAUAGAUAAUUAAACUGCUGGUGAGUGUAGAGAGCCCUCAGUCCACGAGAUAAAAUAAUGUAAUUUGAAUGUGAUUUAUUUCACUGACUUACAGUAUAUACAAAGACUAUUUUUAUUGACUAUUAUUAUAUUUGAAAAAAAGAUCAGCUUAGUCAAAAUCUUUGUAUUUGUUAUUAAAAGUAACAUUAAAUGUUGUAAACAUUGUAACAUUUUUAAUACUGUUUUUUUUUUUGCAUCUCCUGAGAUAUUUAUACAUAAAGUGUGUGAUUUUUAGGUUUUGUUGUUCAACUAACACCAAAGUUUCAAAUAUCCCACUUUUGUUGAAUAAGUAGGUGUGUCAGUAGAUACUGUAGAUAUCUGAUGUGUUUACCUGUUUAUAGCAUUUAAAAAAAGGCUAUUGUGUAAAUAAUUGUUUAUUCAGACGAAACAGGAAACAAAACUGCCUGUCAUUUUAAGACUUCAAACAAAGCAAACCUGUGACAAAAUUCAGCUACAAUAAAAUUAAAUAUGAAUUGUGACAUUUCUGUUUUUGGUAUUGUGUUGUAUCUAAUAAACCGUUCCUAAAACACUGUUGAGUAAUGCUUCUGUUUUAAAUGUUCCAUAGGAAGUGUGUGA
Clarias gariepinus (North African catfish) is the source of this 2654-nucleotide messenger RNA. It is a transcript of the gene stum, whose product is annotated as stum, mechanosensory transduction mediator homolog. NCBI's taxonomy places the organism in Eukaryota, Metazoa, Chordata, Actinopteri, Siluriformes, Clariidae. The record is from RefSeq and is a predicted model, not a curated record. The coding region runs from base 65 to 448 and encodes 127 amino acids. The transcript has 3 exons.